Messenger RNA from Onychostruthus taczanowskii (white-rumped snowfinch), 984 nucleotides. Its product is annotated as EH domain-containing protein 2-like. Gene Ontology annotation, biological process: endocytic recycling; cilium assembly; endocytosis. Gene Ontology annotation, molecular function: cadherin binding; GTP binding. The transcript is spliced from 3 exons. The record is from RefSeq and is a predicted model, not a curated record. Gene Ontology annotation, cellular component: perinuclear region of cytoplasm; cytoplasm; recycling endosome membrane. Lineage: Eukaryota; Metazoa; Chordata; Aves; Passeriformes; Passeridae. The annotation marks the transcript as partial.
CCUAAAAAACCCCCCAAACCCCCCCCGUCUCCCCCCGGGCCAUGUUCCGCCGCCUGCGCCGCCCUCGCCCGGCGCCCGCCGCGGUGUCCCCGGUGACCGAGUCCAUGAAGUCCCUCUACAAGUCGAAGCUGCUGCCGGCCGAGGAGCUGUGCGGGCGCGCCGGGCUGCGCUGGCCGCCGCUGGCCGACGCCGACUUCGAGGCCAAGCCGGCGGUGCUGGUGCUGGGCCAGUGCUCGAGCGGGAAGAGCUCCCUGAUCCGGUACCUGCUGGAGGCGCCGGUGCCGGGCGCGCGCCUGGGCCCCGAGCCCAGCACCGACGGCUUCGUGGCCGUCAUGCACGGCCCGGCGCCGGGGCUGAUCCCGGGCAACGCGCUGGUGGUGGAUCCCAGCAAACCCUUCCGGCAGCUGGAGGCCUUCGGGAACGGCUUCCUCAACCGGGAUCCAUUCCCAUACUUGUUUCCAGGCUACGACUUCCCGGCCGUGCUGCGCUGGUUCUUGGGCUACGACUUCCCGGCCGUGCUGCGCUGGUUCUUGGGUUGGAUUAUUUCAGAUUUAAGGCCAGAUUUAGGAUUUCCACCCGAAUUUCGGGAUCCAACCCCACACUUGUCUCCAGGCUACCACUUCCCGGCCGUGCUGCGCUGGUUCGCCGAGCGCUCGGACCUGGUGAUCCUGCUCUUCGACGCGCACAAGCUGGAGAUCUCGGAGGAGUUCUCGGCGGCGCUGGCGGCGCUGCGCGGCCACGAGGAGAAGCUGCGCGUGGUGCUCAACAAGGCGGACGCGCUGGGCGCCCAGCAGCUGCUGCGCGUCUACGGGGCGCUGCUCUGGAGCCUGGGCCGCGCCCUGGACACGCCCGAGGUGCCGCGGGUCUUCGUGGGCUCCUUCUGGGACCGGCCGCUGCUGCGCGAGGAGCACCGGCGCCUCUUCGAGCUGGAGGAGCAGGAGCUCUUCCGGGAGAUCCGCCAGCUGCCGCGCAACGCCGCGCGCC